AUGUUCGGUCUGGAACGUAUCACAAAGCAUUACACUGUCCAGCUUGCGCUAUGCUCUGGUCUGUUGACCUUGUCUUCGGCAAAUUAUGCUUUCGAUAAUCAAGGUAUGGCCCAAACACAAGCGAUGGAUCCUUUUAUUAGGCAAUUCGGCGAAUACAAUCCGAAAACCAAAAGUUACGCGAUUCCUGCUUAUUUCUUGAGUUUGAUGAACAGCUUAGUAUUUAUCGGCUUUGCCUUCGGGAUUUGGAUUGGUUCCAUGAUUUCAGCCAGAUACGGUCGUCGAAUGACUGUCUUUACGAUGUCGCUAUGGGCAAUCUGCAGUGCGACUAUAAUCAUUACAGCAAAAACUAAAGAACAUAUGUUGAUCAGUAGGAUCUUGAACUAUAUUUACAUCGGAAUGGAAUUAUCGGUGAUACCCGUUUUUCAAAGUGAAAUUAUGCCUGCUCCAGUCAGAGGUUUUGCAGUUGGCUCCUAUCAGUUUUCUCUUUCUAUUGGCGGGCUCAUCAUCAACUGUAUAUGUCGAGGAACAAGUACACUAAAGUCUAAUGCAGCUUGGCGAAUACCCUACGGUUUCUAUUACAUUGUUCCAGCUAUCAUAGCAUCUCUAGUAUGGUUCAUACCUGAAUCACCCAGAUGGCUGUUGUCUCAAGAUCGCAGAGCAGAAGCUAAAAUCAGUCUGAAAAGAUUACGAGUUGGUAAAACAGACCUCGGGCUCGAGGAGGAGAUCAAUUCGAUACUCCUCUCACUUGAAGCCGAGAAGGACAAAGGGACCUACACCGAUCUAUUCAGAGGAACAAACUUACGUAGAACGCUGAUUGUCAUGGGAUCAAACUUCUUCUUACAAGCCACAGGCCAAUCAUUCGCUUCGGCCUACGGUACCAUUUUCAUCAAGUCUUUGAAUACAGUCAAUCCAUUCAAUAUGGCAGUUACCAACUCCGCUUUAGGCAUUCUAGCUUGUGCCGCAGCAAUGAUAAUGGUAGACAAGUUUGGUAGAAGACCUCUAAUGAUCCUAGGCGCUUUUGGUCAAUUUACUUUUUUGAUCGUCAUGGCAUCGUUAGGAACAGUCAAGCGGCAAACCAAUCAAUCGAAAAGUGUUAUAGUAGCUAUGACCUCUUUGAAUGGUUUGGCUUUUGCUGUAGCUUGGGCACCCUUGAACUAUAUAAUUUCAAGUGAAUUACCCGCGCAAAAACUGAGAGAUAAAACUCAAAGAGUAGGGUCAUGGGUUAAUGUGUUCACGAAUUUCGUGGUCGCAUUCACUUUACCUUACUUACUAAACGCCCCAUACGCAAAUCUAUCUUCCAAGGUCGGAUACAUAUAUGGACCUCUGGCACUUUGCGCUUCAGUCUUCGCUUAUCUCUGUAUCCCAGAAUGCAAAGGAAGAAGUUUGGAAGAAGUAGAUCAGCUAUUCUUCCACAAGAUCAGUGCAAGACGUUCUGCACACUGGGAAGCUCCAACAAUCAUACCUGACUUAUCCCAACACGCCAAAGAUCAACAAGAAGGAAGAGCAAUCGACGAUUUGACAGAAAAAGAUGAAGACCAAUAUGCAGACGCUAAUCCGGUCCUUCAAAAGGUUUGA
Messenger RNA from Kwoniella botswanensis, 1575 nucleotides. RefSeq lists its product as uncharacterized. Gene Ontology annotation, biological process: transmembrane transport; carbohydrate transport. NCBI's taxonomy places the organism in Eukaryota, Fungi, Basidiomycota, Tremellomycetes, Tremellales, Cryptococcaceae. Gene Ontology annotation, molecular function: carbohydrate:proton symporter activity. The coding region runs from base 1 to 1575 and encodes 524 amino acids. The transcript has 7 exons. The record is from RefSeq and is a predicted model, not a curated record. Gene Ontology annotation, cellular component: membrane.